Molecule: messenger RNA, 1500 nt
Organism: Eucalyptus grandis
Lineage: Eukaryota; Viridiplantae; Streptophyta; Magnoliopsida; Myrtales; Myrtaceae
Product: aluminum-activated malate transporter 12
Biological process (GO): malate transport
Cellular component (GO): plant-type vacuole membrane
Source: RefSeq, a predicted model, not a curated record
AUGGGCAAAGAGGCGGGUGCUAUGAUGAGGAAGAUGGGCAAAAUGAUGUGGGAGAUGGGUAAAGAUUGGGGUGUUACAUUAUGGAAGACGGGCAAAGAAGAUCCAAGAAGAGUGAUCCACUCCAUCAAAGUUGGUUUUGCCAUGACGUUGGCUUCAUCGCUGUGCCUGUUGCAGAAGGAGAAGCCACCGUUUCGAGGGAUCGGCCAAAAUACCAUGUGGGCUCUCAUAACUGUUGUUAUUCUUCUUGAAUUCACUGCAGGAGCAACACUACGUAAAGGGCUGAACAGGAUUGUCGGAACGGUGUUAGGGAUACUGUUGGUGCUCCUUGUUGAGCAUCUUAGUGCACAUCGGCCUAUACCCAGAGCAGUGUUCAUGGGAUGGACAGUUUUUGUCACAGGAGCUGCAGCUACCUACGUGAGGUUCAUUCCCACUAUAAAGAAAUAUGAUUAUGGAGUCCUGGUAUUCAUUUUGACCUUCGGUAUGAUACUAGUGGCCAACUACCAGGUCGACAAUACAACCAGCAUGGUGCGAGACCGCUUCUACACUAUCGCAAUUGGUUGUGGAAUAUGUCUUUUCUUGAGUCUGCUCAUCCUUCCAACCUGGUCAGGUGAUGACCUCCAUAAAUCCACAAUAACCAAGCUUGAAGGACUAGCAAAAUCUGUUGAAGCCAGUGUUGGGGACUACUUUGGCGAUGCUCAGAGGAAAGAAAUCCAAGACGAAUUGCCAAAGGAUUCCAUCGAUCAGAACUGCAUCAAAGUGUUGGAUUCCAAGAACACUGAUGAAACUAUGGCAUUAUAUGCAAGUUGGGAGCCAAGAUACCAAGGGAACUGUUACAAAUCUCCAUGGCAGCAGUAUGUGAAGUUCGGGGAUGCUCUUCGCCGAUUUGGUUACACGAUUAUGGCUUUACAUGGUUGUUUGCACACUGAAAUCCAGACUCCACCAUCUGUACGUGAUCUCUUCAAGGAACAGUGUACCCGUUUAGCUGAAGAGGUAUCAAAAGUGUUGGUGGAACUUGCUAAUAGCAUGAGGAAUCGCCGCCAUUUUUCUCCGGAAAUAAUCUCCAGUCAUCUCCAUAUAGCUUUGCAGGACCUCAACACCGCACUACGGUCCCAAACACAGAUUCUCUCAGACUCGAUGAACAGAAAGGACUCCAGAGUCUCUCUUACAACAAGCUUCGAAGCCAAUUCUUCUCCAUUGCGUGAAUCAAAAACCGCAGGACCUCCUGAACAAGUGCAUGGCAUUCAGGAGGUGUUAAGGCCACAGAGGAGUAAACAUGUUAUAGCUAGCCUUGAGUUCUCCGAGGCACUUCCUUUCGCUGCAUUUGCUUCCUUGCUAUUAGAGGCCGUGGCUAGGCUUGAUCAUGUUAUUGAGGAAGCCAAAGAACUGGGGAGGAUAGCUCGGUUCAAGGAAUAUAAAGCGGGUGAUGACAAUGUUGUGACACUUGAAAAAACAAAAUCGGACUUCGUUGAGAAAUAUUUCCCUCCAUCUGGAACAGAAUAG